This is a messenger RNA of Saccostrea cuccullata (small rock oyster), 5248 nucleotides long. Its product is annotated as centrosomal protein of 135 kDa-like. NCBI's taxonomy places the organism in Eukaryota, Metazoa, Mollusca, Bivalvia, Ostreida, Ostreidae. The transcript has 22 exons. The record is from RefSeq and is a predicted model, not a curated record.
CAAUCAUUUCCGCCAUUAUUAAACAGUACCUGUCGGUACAUGUCAAAAAUAUUGUAAACUAAAACGUUUUUAAGUGUAAUGAUGAUUUCCUGAAUCAAAAUGAUGAAUAUUUAAGUUAUGUUAUACAUCUUCAUCAAUAUUGAAAGGCCUCAGGAGAAAUAAGUACGCAAUAUGUCCAGCAGCAAUAAAACUUCAGCACAGGCUCAGCAGAAGUUUACCAAUCUACGUAAGCGACUUGACCAGCUUGGAUACAGACAAACCUUGGGUUUAGAGUCACUGCCACUAGUUGAAAAAUUAUUUGCUGAUCUCGUCCACACCACAGAAAGUUUGAAAAAUGCCAAGUUACAGCUUGGUAAGACAGAGGUAGAAACAAAAGAUGUGGACAGUGCAAUUGAACCUUACAAGAGUGACAAUGCUAAGUUAGUGAAGGAAAAUAAUGACCUCCAUCAACAGAUCAUCAAACAGAAAGAUGAAUCGGAUGCUAUUGUCAGAGAGUUAAAAGCAUCUCUUAGGAAACUUGAACAUGAAAAUGCUGAUUUGAAAUUCCUGAACAAUCAAUAUGUACACAAAGUCAAGCAACUGGAAAAAGAAUCAAGAGAGAAAUCGGAUAGGAUUCUGCAUCUUCAGGAGAAAAAUUUUCAUGCUGUGGUUCAGACCCCAGGAGGUAAGAAGAAGAGCAUACCCUUCCGUCGGCAAAGGAUGGAGAUUGACUGUGCUGUUCCCCCCACUGAUGGCCCCAUGAAGCACGCCUUUGCUGCAGCAGACGACCCCUAUGUUGCUGACCUCCUUCAAGUCGCUGACAGCAAAAUUGCAGAGUUGGAGAAGAGGAUCAACAUAGUGUGUGAUGAGAAAGAAGUUCUAGACAGAAAACUAAAGAGCUUCAAGCAACAGGUUGCCAACAGAGAUGAGGAGAUAGAACGGCUGAACAGAAUGUUGGAGGGAGGCAGACCGUCAGAUGUGGUGGCCCUCGAGGCCCGCAACAGGGCAAACGAGCGCAUGAUCUCUCACCUUAACAUCCAGAUUGACUUCCUGCAGCAGAAAACUCGAGAACUGGAGAGGAAAUACCAGGACUCUAAUGCUGUUAAGGAGGAUCUAGAGCUUACGCUUAGUAAGAGUAAAUUGACCAUUAGGGAUCAAGAGGCACGGAUCAAAGAGUUAGAGCUUGACCUCAGGGAUGUUGAUAGGGUGGCUAAGAGGCUAGAGACGGACAAAAACAAUGUCGUACGGACAGCCGACCGUGAAAUGAUGGAGGCCAAGGAUGAGCUGGAGAAGUCCAGACAUGAACUGGAAGAUUUAGACCUCACAAUCGCCCAAUUCAAAGCUGAGAAUCAGAGAUUGAACAAGGAGGUGAGUGAACUGAAAGCUCAGCUGACCGUGAAGGGCGGAGAUGUACUCCGAUUGGAGGAACUACUGGACCGUGUCCAGGAGGACAAGAAACGUCUCAGCAACCGCUGUAACAAGAUGAUGGCCAACGAAAAAGAACUAGUACUAGAAAUUGAAAGACUGAAGAGAAAGAAUGGGCCAGCAACCACAGUGAAUGGAAAGAAAGGAAAGUCGGCCACCAAACUAGACGCCUUUAUUCGUAGUAUCGAGGAGGAGAGAAACUACUACAAGGACCAAACGGAGGCUCUCCAGAAAAUGCUGAGGGGGGAGAUUCAAGGCCGUCCUCACACAGUAGUAGUCCUGUCAGCUUAGCCGUCCGACAAAAAGGUCAGGUCAAGGCCGUCCUCACACAGUAAUAGUCCUGUCAGAGACCUAGCCAGCAAGUCUGACAAAAAGACCGUGGCGCAGUACGAGACCAUUAUUCGGGUAUUGGAGGAGGAGAGAGAUUACUACAAGAAGGAGUAUGAAGUCCUGAAGGCAGUGAAGAAGUCUUCCUCCUCCGCCAGGGCUACCCCAACCAAGAGCUUCACAUCAGAUGACCCAGAGCUUUCAAAGGUCAUUAGAGAGAGAGAUGAUCUAAAGGCUUUAUUGGACAAAUUUGAGAGGCAUAUGGCAGAGAUUCAAGCCAAUGUUAAAGUCCUGACAGCAGAGAGAGACAAGCUGAACAUUAUGUAUGAGGAGACUAAAGAUGAGCUCCAGAGAGUGAGGAGGGAGCUGGUGAAAUCCCCCAAAUCCCCCAAGACGUCCCUGGCAGCUCAGGCCAUUCUACGGCGAGUGGAGACGGAGAGAGAUGACGCCCUCCAGGAUUUACGACGCAUGACGACAGAGAGAGACAGCCUGAGAGAGAGACUGAAGAUAGCCACGGAGACCUCGCUGUCUGAUAGAGCUAAACUAGAACAGAAGAUUGAGGAUCUAGAUACCGCUCUCACUCAUGUUGAGACAGAGAAGAAUGAGAUGGCCCUGAGAAUUGCGACCCUGAAGGAGGACAUCAGGAGUUACGAAGACCAGGUGAAGGAGCAGGCCCUCAGGCUUGGACAGGCUCAGGACAGCAAUGCUCAAAGCAGGUCCACAGCAGAGCAAAUGAAAAUGAUAGCUGAGGAGACAGAGAAAUCAUUAGAGGACACACAGAAGAGACUGUCACACAGAGAACGUGAGCUCCAUAACCAGGAGGAGAGAGGGGUGGCCCUUGAGGACAAGUGUGCGGAGCUGAAACGGGCACUAGAGAUGGCCAAGGACGACAUCAGUCAACUCCGAGCCACCAUCAACGCCAUGGACAGGGAGAAAGACUCAUUACAGCACACGGUAGAUGAGAAGACAGAGAAAAUAGCUCAUCUCAAUGAGGAUAUAUUACAUAAGGAAAAACUGAUGAGUGAUCUGAAGAUAAGAAUGAGUGAACUUGAAGCACAACUAGAGCAUGCUAAUGACAAUUUGAACUUAAAAGAACGUGAGCUUAAGAGUAUGCGUCGUCAGUUAGACAGUACGUCGGAGGAUCUGAGUGAGUCGAGUCGCAGCAAGGACAUCGCCCUGCGGGAGAAUCGACGUCUACAGGACGACCUGGCCGUGAUGACGCGUGAGAAUCAGAAACUGAAUUCGGAACUUCAGGAGACACUCGAGGACAAGGAACAUCUAAAACAACAAGUACAGGACUACAUGAUGGAGGUCAAACGCAUCGAGGACGUACUGGCCAGGAAGGAGAACGAGAGGACAGAUCUGUUGGAGCAGUACCGAGCUUUAUCAGCCGAGGCAGAACAAUAUCAGACCUCCACCCACCAGCUGGAGAGCGAGGGAUCUAAUCUACGUCUGGAGCUCAUGACAAAGGACUCCGAGCUUAGGAGAGCUCGCGAUAAGCUUGACAAUCUGGAAAGAGAGAUUCAGGAGCACCUGAAUGCGGAGCAAGCUUAUGAGUUACAGGUGUCUAAUCUGACACGCUCGGUCGGUAACCUGGAGGAAGCGAUGAGACAGACAGAGGAGGAUAAACAGAACCUCCUGGAGGAUCUGACCGCGGUCCGAGAACUCUGUGCCAAACUGGAGGCCACGAAGGAAUCCAUACAACGACAGCUCACCUCGGCCAGUCUCGACAAGGAGCAGAUGUCUACUUUGAUUGAGGACAUGAAACAGGAGACGGAACUCCUUAAGCAGCAGUUAUCCAGUGAGAGGACGAACGCCAAGAAUCUGGAGGGACUGUUACAGAACAACAGAGAGAAAGAGUUCACCAGUCAGCUGGCUCAGCAGGAAAAGUCCUCCGAGAUCCAGAUGUUAAAGGACAGACUGGCCCUCAACGAGAGCAAAAUACAAAGUCAGGGACGUGAAAUUGCAUCAUUGAGGACUAGAAAUGUUGAAUUGGAAGGAGAUGUAGAAAGAUUACGUAGAAACUUAACAAGUGAGAAGUUUGAGAGAGAAAGAGCCAUUCAGGAACUUCGCCGACACAACAUUGCCCCACCCAUCCCCACCAUGGAGUACAGUUCCUAUCCUAGCUACUCCAGAACUUACUCCUCCAUGACAAGGUCAAGGUCGCGAUCUAGAUCAAGGUCACCCAGCCCAUCCAGGUAUAGGAGCCCCGACACAUCCUACCUGAGUUCAUCUGCCAGGCGAGCCCGCAGUCCAGAGAGAAGCAGCUAUUUAGACGACCCGUCAGAAACCUCCACGAAAGGCAUCGGUCAGGACGUCUUAUGAUCAUCACAAAGCAGCAACUUCACAAACUUAGUUAUGAACAAAUAGGCUUAAAAAAAAUUAUAUAUAUUUUUAUGUUCAGUAUGCCUGUAGAUUUUUAUACAUGGGUGAAUAAGUCCUAAUGUAUGUGAUUUGUAAGAAAUCCACUGCCCUGAACCAAGUCAGUUAUUGGAAAUUUAUAUGGAAGAGAAAGCCUCAAGAAUUUUUAAGAUCAUCUGUUAUAGAUAUUUUUUUAAAAAGAGCACAUUUCUAGUGGACAAGUUUUGUAGAGAUAUGUCUGACCUUGGGUGUAGAAGGUAUUUUUUAGUAUCUAGCUACAUGAUAUUUUAGAUAUUUUUGUCUGUGAUAUUUUCAAAUUGCCAUCAGUGGGUUACUGAUGGAUAUUAUGUACUCAGUGACUUUCUUAAUUAUUUCAUUAUUGUGUAAUUGAUGAUGGUUUUAACAUCCGAGUAUGGUUUAUGAUUCAGCACAUUGAAGUUACUACUGACAGAAGGGAAAUUUAAGUUCUUUUUCACUUUAUUUUUCUUAUUUCUUUAUUACUUUGUAAAUCUCCCUUCUUUUUUCAAAUCAAGUUUCCGUCCAUUAAUAUUUAUAUAAAUAUUGCCAGUUUUGUUUGUAUUUUUGUUUUAGCGAUUUUUAUUUUUAUUAUUUAAACAAUUUAUUUGAAAUAUGUAGUAAUUUAUAAGCAAUUUUGUUGUAAUAUAUUGUGUCGAUCAAUGAAUAUGAUUUGUAGCAAUAUCAUGCAUGCAUUUGAGAGAACAAAUUAUAUAUUCUAUGAUCAAAAAUUGCAUUUAGUUUUAUAUUUAUUCUCAGAAAGUGCUGAAGAUUAAGUAAAUAACAUGAAUCAAUUAGAAAUUUGUUUUGCAACCAUUUUAGGAACAUGAAUCACUUUAUUUUGGAGUGACAGAGUGUGGAAUUGUCUUUUGCGUCAUUUUAAGUGUAAACAAAUACUGUGGUGGGAUGAAAACAAACUCAAUUAAUUUGAUAAGUUUUUUAUACCCCUGACUUCAAUGCAUCAUGUAUAAAGAACAAGAGACAGCAGAGUGAUCAACUCCCUAAACUUUAUACAGUCAGGCACUACCAAAUUCACAGGGAAGGUCACUGUAUUUGUAAGGCAGUCUGCUUUAACACCAUUUGUUUCUUUCAGUACUAAAUAUGAAUCAUAUAUUUACAGAAUAAAUUAUUUAUUAUUAUA